Molecule: messenger RNA, 4410 nt
Organism: Anolis sagrei ordinatus
Lineage: Eukaryota; Metazoa; Chordata; Lepidosauria; Squamata; Anolidae
Gene: NINL
Product: ninein like
Biological process (GO): microtubule anchoring at centrosome
Cellular component (GO): centrosome
Molecular function (GO): calcium ion binding
Source: RefSeq, a predicted model, not a curated record
GGAGGAGGACGAGGAGGAAGGGAGGCAGGCAGGAGGAGGGUGGUCUGAGGACGGGGGGCGGCCUGCUUAGCCCGGUCCAGCCCCGGGGAGGGGCCUCCACCCCUGGAGGGAGAAGCCCCGGCAAAGCACGCCGCUUUGGGCUUCGGAGGGACACAAAGGAGGAGGAGGAGAGCCUCUGGAGCAAGGCUUGGCUUCCCUUCCCCUGGAGAUGCUGCUCCUGCUGCUGCAGUUUCUGCUCUGAGAGUCAAAGCAACAAGUGGGAGGAGGGCAGAGGGAGAGUUCUGUAUACUAUGGGAUGGGUGGUGAAGAAGAGAGCAAAUAUGUGUCUCAGCUCAAGGACAUGUAUGACAGCUGUGAUACCACAGGCACUGGGUAUUUGGACAAGGAGGAGCUGACGGAGCUUUGCCACAAGUUACAUCUGGAAAGACAGCUACCUUUACUCCUGGAAACACUCUUGGGAAAUAAUCACUUUGCUAGGGUUAACUUUGAUGAAUUUAAGGAGGGCUUUGUGACCGUAUUGUCCUCAAGCAUCAGCCUUGGUCUCUCUGACGAUGACAGCAGUUAUUUGGAGCCAGUUGUACCAGAUGAAGUUGCCCCCAAGUACAUCAAUGGGGCCAAAUGGUAUGGCCGCCGGACGCGACCAGAACUGCAGAGCACUAAGUUGGAAACCACCAAGUAUUUACAAGAGCAGCAGUCAAAAAGUCAGCUGAGGCGCUCAGCAUCUCUGGAGAGUGUGGAGAGCCUUAAAUCAGACGAAGAACCUGAAAAUGCAAAAGAACCACAGCAUGAGAUGUUUGAAGGAGAAGGUCGAAUGUGUACAUGGGAUGAUGACCUGUAUGAUGGCCCCAGAAAAGUCUCCAGCUCCUACUUUGACAUGACUGAGAAUCAGGUUCGGGACAUCUGGGAGGACCUUGGCAUUGGAAAUAAUGGGUACCUGAACAAACAAGAGCUGGCUACUGUUUGUAAGAACAUUGGCCUCAAAGAGCUGGGAAAAGAGGACCUCGAAGAAUUAUUUAAUAAGUUGGAUAGUGAUGGUGAUGGCCGAGUGAGUUUGAAAGAAUUCCAGCUUGGCUUAUUCAGCCAUAAUCGCAUUCCCUGCCCAGUUUCUUCCACACCACUGAAACCAAAAUGUCAAAGAUCAACAUCAUACCAGAUUUUCCAAGGUAGCGGACAUCGAAGUGCAACUCCCUCUUUUUUGUCUGGCUCAGUAGCAUUGAAUCUUUUCUCCAGCAUUGAUGACGGCAGCGGCUUUGCAAGUCCUGAGCAAGUUAUCUCUGUUUGGGCCCAGGAAGGGGUUGAAAACUGCAAGGAGCUGCUUAAGAGUCUGGAUUUCAACUUGGAGGAGAGAGUGAAUCUCUUGGAGCUCUCCGCGACCCUCAGUGAUGAAUUAAUGGCUUUGAAGAGCCAACUUCAGCAGGCUGCUUUUGCCACCUUUAAACAUGAACUUCACCAUCUAGAAGUCCGGGUGGAACAGAUCUCCACUGAAAGAGACAAAGCAAGACUUGAAUUGGAGAAAGUGGAAAAGUGGAACUGGCAGCUUUCUAAGGAAGUCGAUGAUUCCCAUAAUGCUUUGGAGCACCACAAUGAAAGCAAACUCAGAGACCUUGAGCAAGAUUACAGAGGGAAACUGACUGUUAUGAAGUCUGAAGUUGAGACAGAAAGGGACCAAUAUUUGCACCAAGCUCAACAUCAGAGGACCAAAUUAGAAGCGGAAAUCAAAUCUCUGAAAGAAGAAGAGUCCAAUUGGAGAGAGAAACUAACCUUGGUGAUCAAGGAGAACAGUCGCUUGCAAAAUGAAGUUGCUGAAAUGGUUCAAAAACUGGCUGAGUCUGAAAAACAAGCACUGAAGUUUCAAAAGGAUCUUGAUUUCUUGUUGAAAGACAAGCUGGGACUUCUGGAUCCACACAGCACAGAAUUCUUUGAUCAAGAAGAGCGUUUUGCUGAAAUCAUUAAAGAAUAUGAAUUACAAUGUCGGGAUUUGCGUGACAAGAAUGAUGAGCUGCAAAUGGAGAUGGAAAAACUCUGCUCUCAGCUUCAUGGAAGCAAACAUAGCCAAACCAAUUCCAAAAUGAAGGCCAAGAGCUCUGGAGAAAGGCUCCUGCCCGAAAAUGUAAAAAGCAGCCCGCCAGGGGUAAAUUUUGCUGAGUCUGAUCCUUACUCAGUAAGUAUACAAAUGGAGCUUCUGGUAGAAGAACUCAAAGAGCAACGCCAAGAUUUGAAAAUACAGCUGGAAACCAAGGUCAACUACUAUGAAAGAGAAAUCGAGUUAAUGAAAAGGAACUUUGAGGAGGAGAGGAAAGACAUUGAACAAGGUUUCAAGAUUGAGAUAAGUGAGCUGGAGGAGCAGAGAAACGACCUGGAAGAACUGAAUGCAAAAUACCAGGAGGUGAUGGAUGGCUUGAAAGCUCAGCUUCAGAAACUGAUCCCGCUCCAAGAACUCAAGAAGAGCUUUGAGAAGGAGAGAUCCGAAAUGGAGCAGUACUAUGCCAAAGAAAUUUCCAACCUGGGACAAAGGCUGGCCCAAGAAAGGGACAGAUUGGAGGACGACUUGAAAAAGAAGCACGAGAUUGAGAUGGACCUCAUGAGAAUUGAACUUGCCGCCAUUUCAGAAGACAACACUCUCCUGAAAAAUAAACUAGGAAUAUCUCAGCGAGAAGUGGAGGAUGCUUGUGAGGAAAAUGCAAAGCACAGAAAGCAAAUCGAUGAACUGAAGAUGGAAAGAGAGACGGCCAUGUGCAAAAUAGAAGAAUUAAACCAACUGAAUAAUCACUACAAGGAGGAAACUUUCCAGUUGAAGGCUAGGAUCAAUCAGCUGAGCCACGAAGUCUCUGAACAAAGCAGCAACAAUAAGGCCAAUCGGAAAACAAUUGCUGAACUGAAGCAGAGGUUUGCAGAGCUGGAGAGUCAAAAACAGCACGAAGCUGUGGUUGCCAAGCGACUUCAGGAGGCCUCUGCUGAAUUGACAAAGGAGCAUCUUCAGCUGCAGUUGGCAUGGCAGGGAGAACAGGCCCGGCUGGAGCAAGAGCUGAAGGCCUCCAGGGAAAAGAGCAAGCGGCUUCAGGAGCUGGAGUCUGAACUGGAGCGUUUGACUCAGGAACGUCAAGUGCUGCGUCUCGCUAAAGCCCAACUGACGGACGAGGUGGAGGAAUGUCGGGAUCAGCUAUUGGAAGCCAAUACACGCUUAAGCCUGGCGGAGUCUAGGCAUGUAGAGGAGCUCCAGCAGCUAAGAAGCCAAAUGGACGGUUUUGUCCCAAAGGACUGCCUUGCUGAGGUAGAAAACAGACUGAGAGAAGAACAGGAAAGGAUUAGACUCUUGGAAGGAGAAUUCAACUUCCAGGCAGAGCAGAUGAGGCGGCAAUUGUCCAUAUAUCAGGAAGAGCACGAGAACUCAAAGAGACUAAUGGAAGAAAAGGCAGAGGAACUGGAGAUGAACUUGAAGAAUGAGCAGCUGUUGCUUCAAGAAAAGAUGGCUCAGCUUAAGGAACAGCUUGAAAAGAAUGCCAAGUCUAACCUGUUACUGAAAGAUUUGUAUGUGGAAAAUGCACAGCUGAUGAAAACUCUGCAGGUUGCCGAACUGAGGCAGAGGAAUACCGAAAAAAGGAAUUUAGUCCUGGAAGAAAAAAUCGCAUCCUUGAAUAAUUUAAUUGGAGAAAUUACCCUGGCAUCUCAAUGAAUUUCAUCUACUUUUAUGUUGCUUUAAACUGGAAAAGGCAAUCACUGGUUAGAGACAGUCUUACACUUUGUGGCCAACGUUUUUGUACAGAUUUCUGACCUUCGAAAAAUAAGCUUCACUUUUAAGGAACAGGAUUCUCAUAGAAUACACUGUGUGGAGAAGCUUCGUUAGGGUGAAAACACUUUUCCAGGAAGUAUAAAAGACAAAAGGUAUUCUCAGGGAGAAGUUUGAAGUUGGAGACAAAGCUUAUUAGCAGUACAGUGAAUACACACCUCAUUUUUUCCAAUGGAAAAGCUAAAAUUACUGCCUUCUGGAUGAGUUCUCCAAAAGCAGAAUAUUCUGUUCUGUUUGGGGAUUGCUUGAUAGUUUCUGUAAUAAGCAAUAUUCUUGUUGCCCUCCUUCCAAACUUGUCUGUACACUGGUUUGUAUUGUGUGUGUAUAUGUAUGUACAGUUUUCUACACCUGUGUAAUAGUCAUUUCUGAAAAACUAUAUCAAAGGUGUCAAAUUUGUGGCCCUCCAGAUGUUUGGGCCUCCAACUCCCAGAAGCCACAGCCAGCUUGUCCAGUGGCCAGGAAUUCUGGGAUUUGAAAUCCAAAACACUCGGAAAGCCACAGGUUUGACACCACUUUUUGAGAAGAUCUGCUGUAAAAUUGAAAGGAGCUUGCAGUACUUUUGGUGUGCUUUUGGUAUAAGAACCUGACAAGAUUUUUAAUUAAAUGCUAUUUAUACUGCUUUA